UGUAAACAUAAACAAAAGCUAUUAAAUUUUAUCUUUUCAUGCAAAAAGACAUACUAAAGGUUGUAUUGAUAGGUGAUGGUGGUGUAGGCAAGACUAGUCUCCGGAAUCAGUACAUUCACAAGAGAUUUACAAAUGCUUAUAAAGCUACCAUUGGAGCUGAUUUCAUUACAAAGGAAGUAGAAACGGACGAUGGUAAAAAAGUCAUGAUGCAGAUUUGGGACACAGCAGGACAAGAGAGGUUUCAGUCCUUGGGAGUCGCUUAUUAUCGAGGAGCGGAUGCGUGUAUACUAGUUUACGACGUCAAUAAUUUCUUAUCCUUCCAACAUUUGGAACGCUGGAGAGAGGAUUUUUUAAAACAGUCGUCUUUGCCAAGCGAAGAGGCACGUCAUUUCCCUAUUUUGAUGAUUGGAAAUAAAAUCGACAUUGAUGAUAGAGUGGUUUCAAGGAGACAGGCAAGAGCUUGGGCUGAAGUGCAUUCAAGCGAUAAAAUGCAGAUUCCUCUUUUCGAGGCUAGUGCAAAGAAUGGUGAUAAUGUUGAGAAAGCUUUUGCUCAAAUCGCCAAGAUGGUGAAAGUCCCUCAAAUGGAACUGGAUAUGAAUGAAAGUAACUCAUUUUCAUUAACAAGUGACACUAGAUCUAACAAGCGAAGUCGCUGCUGUUAAACAAACACACACACACAAAAAAAAAAUUGUAAUUUUAUAUCAUAUAAUUCCUUCCCCCUUCCCCCAUAUAAAUACCAACAUACAUAUAAUCC
Mucor mucedo is the source of this 754-nucleotide messenger RNA. Its product is annotated as P-loop containing nucleoside triphosphate hydrolase protein. Gene Ontology annotation, molecular function: GTPase activity; GTP binding. The record is from RefSeq and is a predicted model, not a curated record. NCBI's taxonomy places the organism in Eukaryota, Fungi, Mucoromycota, Mucoromycetes, Mucorales, Mucoraceae. Bases 39 to 662 code for a protein of 207 amino acids. The transcript is spliced from 5 exons.